UUCGUAAUGUGUCGUCAACAUAGUCAUUACUACAGUAACAGCAAUAUACGACCAAAGAUGGCGCCCCACGUUUGUCUCUUGUGAGGAAAUGUUGUUAGAGAAAAUACUAUUUCACGUAUCUAGGCAGUUUUGCGAUAGUUUAUUGUGAAAGCAAGAUAUUACAUUUUCGCUAUUUACGUGUGAUAAUUGUAUUGUGCAAGCCGCAAUGGCGAUGCAAGGUGGGACUGCACUUCAGGAGAAGGUCAGUCGGAUGUUGAGCAGAAAGCAUAAAAAGCCCGUUCUGAAACCCAACAAGCCGCUUGUUCUGAAAGAUGAGGUCGCCAACAGGAAAAUUAAGAAAGGGGAGGCCACAUGCGUCACAGAGAUGUCCAUGAUGAUGGCGUGCUGGAAGCAGAACAACUUCGUCGACACCCUCUGCUCCAAUGAAAUGCAGUCCUUCUAUACGUGUGUUGAGAAAGCCCAGAUUGCAGUGAAAAACAAAUCAGAGCAACACACCAUCGGCCAGAGUGGACGCCUUCAACCCAAACAAGCUACUAUCCUGCUGAAAAGAUACCCCAACUUACACGUAGAAAUCUAGGACUACUCCCAGCCCUACUACUACGAUGUAUUAAUUGACAAAGGUUGUGGGCCAGAGAAUCUUAACCACCCUGCCCACUGUCCUCUGUUAUCAUGCUUGGCCUUUGUGGCCAACUGAGGUCUCUGCUAGUUCUUACAGUAAAGAGGAAGUCUCUUAGAUCACAGAAACAUCACCAACGUUCCACGAAUGCUAGACGUGAUUCAUCAACAAAGUGAAUUAAGUGGAUUUAUUGUGCUGCAGAUGCACUUCUUGUGAUUGCCAUGUUAAAUUGAGUACGCUGUUACAGGUCAUCAUAUAAAACAGUACCAUUAAAAUGGCUUCAGUCACAGAAGGUUCCUACGAAUAUGUAACUUCACUCACUGUCUAGUAUUUUGAAGAGCAUUUUCAUUACGCAUUCAGUUAUUGCUAUAUUAUUGCAUGGCUUUUUAAGAUGCCCUAUUAAUUUACAGUUCUCAAAUAACAAUCAAGGACAUUUGUUUUCAUAACUUGACAUGGUAUUGUGUGUGUGCCCUGGAUGAAAUAUAGUGUGACUGACUGUUAUCUCAGUGUCCUGAGUUGACUCCCAUAAAAUGUAUUUCCCUUUAAAAAUGAUCUAAAUAAAUCCAUACUGCACAGACAGUGGUUGCUAACGAUA
Oncorhynchus mykiss (rainbow trout) is the source of this 1211-nucleotide messenger RNA. Its product is annotated as small ribosomal subunit protein mS37. The record is from RefSeq and is a predicted model, not a curated record. Lineage: Eukaryota; Metazoa; Chordata; Actinopteri; Salmoniformes; Salmonidae. Gene Ontology annotation, cellular component: nucleoplasm; mitochondrion; mitochondrial ribosome. Gene Ontology annotation, molecular function: RNA binding. Gene Ontology annotation, biological process: mitochondrial translation.